GGUUUCCAACACACACCGCUUACUCACAUGCUGGUUCGCCAAAGAAUCAAAAGCAAACGACCCUAACGUCUCGCAGACCUUAUCUUCUUCUCCCUCUCUCUCAGUCACUCAGCCAUGGCGUCACUGAUCCUGGGAGCUCUUCCCAUGGCUUCUCGAGCAUUCAAUCUCUCGUCCCAAGUCUCGUUUUCUCGGUCCGAAACCCUCGGCGUGUCCCUCGCUGGUCCUCCCACUUCAAUUUCGAUGUCUGCAGCUGCUCCUCAAACACUCCCCUUGGUGUACUGUGGCAGAGGUGACAAGAAGACUGCGAAAGGCAAAAGGUUCAGGCAUUCCUUCGGAAACGCGAGGCCGAGGAAUAAGAAGAAGGGCAGAGGUCCUCCUAGGGUUCCGGUUCCUCCGGCACCACCUAAGAAAGAUCGUUUUGAAGACAAUGAGAUUGUUAAGAUUGAGAUUGACGAGUCUCUAUUUUCUAGUUGAGGAGGGUAUCGCUUCCUUUUCUGUUAAUGUAAUUUCUGAAUCCUAAGAAGAUGAUUUUGUUUUAGAAAUUAUAACAUUUGCCUUCUAUGAAAUUGUGAAUCUCAAGCUUGAUUUUUGUUUUUUUUUAA
Nelumbo nucifera (sacred lotus) is the source of this 602-nucleotide messenger RNA. RefSeq names its product plastid-specific ribosomal protein 4 (gene PSRP4). The record is from RefSeq and is a predicted model, not a curated record. Gene Ontology annotation, cellular component: plastid; ribosome. Gene Ontology annotation, biological process: plastid translation. NCBI's taxonomy places the organism in Eukaryota, Viridiplantae, Streptophyta, Magnoliopsida, Proteales, Nelumbonaceae.